This is a messenger RNA of Entamoeba invadens IP1, 462 nucleotides long. RefSeq lists its product as hypothetical. Bases 1 to 462 code for a protein of 153 amino acids. The record is from RefSeq and is a predicted model, not a curated record. The transcript has a single exon. NCBI's taxonomy places the organism in Eukaryota, Evosea, Mastigamoebida, Endamoebidae.
AUGUUAAAAAAGCGAAAAGUAAUAUUUACAAAAACACGUCAAACCCUAUUAUUGGUUUUAAUAAACAAAGAAAUGCUUGUAUACUUUCUAAUUAAAACAACUGAAAAACACACAAUUAAUCGCAUAAUGGAAGCAACUUCUCUUGACAACUUCAAGAAACUUGUCUCUCAAGGGCGGUCUGUUGUUUUCAUCUCCACUUCCUCAUGUCCUUCAUGUCGUUCAAUUCGUCCAUAUUUUAUUCAAAAGGCUACUGAAAAUGAAAAGUCUUCUCUUCAUUUUGUGUUGGUGAAUAUAACUGACAUUCCCGAGUUUAAAGAUAUUUUACAAGUUCGCACUGUACCCACAUUUGCUUCAUUUCUCGAUGGUAAACCAGUGAAGACAUUUUCUGGAAAUUAUCGUGAUGAGUUGGAUAGAUUUGUUGAGAAAAACUUGCGUAUGACUCUUAGUACACCACCACAGUAA